Molecule: messenger RNA, 2394 nt
Organism: Anopheles moucheti
Lineage: Eukaryota; Metazoa; Arthropoda; Insecta; Diptera; Culicidae
Product: myelin transcription factor 1-like
Exons: 7
Coding region: 1-2394 (797 amino acids)
Biological process (GO): regulation of transcription by RNA polymerase II
Cellular component (GO): nucleus
Molecular function (GO): DNA-binding transcription factor activity, RNA polymerase II-specific; zinc ion binding; RNA polymerase II cis-regulatory region sequence-specific DNA binding
Source: RefSeq, a predicted model, not a curated record
AUGAUCGACAACGGGUAUUCGUACGUGACACGGGACAAUCUACGUUACACCGAGCUAAACGAUGGCCGCUCCUACGCCCAGAUGGGUACGCUAUCCUCACCGCCGGCAAUGGCGAACCGGGGUCUGUCCGAGUACGACAGCUCGGCCGUCCAUCUGGCCAACCAUCGGCCGUACGAUCCGGCCCCGCAGACCGCCUUCGAGCGGUACGAUACAGCCUACGCGCCGCAGCGUACCGCACUGUAUCCGGCGGCCGCGUACGGCUACACGCAACCGACGAUCAUCGACGAGGAGCAGAAGUACCUCGGGGCGGACAGCAAUCCACACCCGGCCGACGUGCAGCAGCCGCAAACGCACCCGCACCACCAUCUCGGGCUCGGUGGUCCGGCCGCACCGGACGCCCGCACCCAUCACACGAUGAUGAAGGUGGAGAUGGAUGAGAGUGCCGGCCCGAUCUAUCCCCGGCCGAUCUACCACUACGAUCCAUCCACGUGCGGUGCGAUGCCGCCCGGCUUUUCCGCGAUCAAUCUGAGCGUGAAGGAGUCGAGCCCACCGCUACCACCGUCGUACAAGACGGGCCCCGGUUCGCCUUCACCGAAUGGGCGGCGGGUGGGGGACGAGAGGGGGAAUAAGAUAUCGUCCACCAGUCCAGAGCCGCAGGUCAGCCCGACGGGUGGCCGCCGUAACAGCAGUCCGCAGGCAUCACUAGACCUGAGCUCUAAUAACAGCGGUGGCACGAGUCCACAGUUCCCGAAUCGCCAGAGCACGAACAUCAACACCAACACCAACACGAGCAGCAGUGGAAAUACGAGCAACACCAACAGCAACGCUGUGUAUACGAGCGAGGUAAGCGAAAGCCGCCCGGCGGAGGUGAACGCGAACGAGUACGGCAACGCCACGGAACGUCCGCUCGGUAUGGGCUUUGCACGGCCCCAGCCACCUUCAGCAUCCUACAGCAGAGAGUCAACGCCUGAUAGCGGGGGAUCGUACUACGCCGACAGCUAUCGCGAUCAGAGUGGGUACAGUCCGCACACGAGCUACGGCAUGGUGGUACAACCGGACUACUCCAACGGGUAUCCUGGCUACGCACCGAACGCUUACCAGUACAGCGGACCGUAUGCGAGUUCGCUCGGCACCACCGUCUAUCCGCCGACCGUACCGACGAGCUAUCCGGCCAGUUCGAGUUCGAGCUUCGUGACACCGCCCUCCCUCGGGCAGCACAUAGCGCCACACGAUAACCUGCUGAAGGCUGGUUCUUUCCUGUGCAGUCUGACCGGCUACCAGCGUCUCGAGCGACCUCAGUUUCCGUCACAGUCGCAGGAGCUCAAAUGUCCGACACCGGGGUGCGAUGGGUCGGGUCACGCAACCGGCAACUACUCGUCACACCGCAGCCUGUCCGGCUGCCCGAGAGCAUCGAAGCCGAAAAGCAAACCCCGGGAUGGACAGGAAUCGGAACCGCUAAGAUGUCCCAUUCCUGGGUGUGAUGGAUCCGGCCACUCCACGGGAAAGUUCCUCUCGCAUCGCAGCGCGUCCGGUUGUCCGAUUGCGUUCCGCAACAAGAUGCACAUCCUGGAGAAUGGUGGCACGAUCGAGCAGGCGAAGGCCGCGAUGGCGCAGGCGGCCGCCGGCAAGUUUGAACCGUUCACCUGUCCGACGCCGGGCUGCGACGGCAACGGGCACGUCGACGGUACGUUCAGCACCCACCGCACCGUCGCCAGCUGCCCCACGGCACAGGGCCCGGGCCAGGCACCGUCCAGCAAGAAGCCACGGUACGGCGACUCCGACACCGGCGUGCUCGGUGGGCUCGGUCCGGUUGCGUCCAAGUCCUUCAACGACCUAGCGACCGGCUACAGCCAGAGCGUUAAGGGCAGCCUGAUGUCCGGUCCCGGUCCGCUGCUGGUGGGGGCCCCGCCUCCACCACCGGCACAGGGACCCCCGUCUGCGCUCGGGGUCCUAACGUCCGGUGGCGGUGUGGCACCGGGCGCUACGUCCGGGCUGCUCGCCGGCCUCGGACAUCCAGUACCGGGCGUGCAGCAGCAGCACGGCGUCCACGGCGUCCCGGGCGUGAUCGGUGUUGGUGGCCCCACCACCGUCCCAAACCAUUGCGGUACGGGUACGGAACACCAUACGGCACCAACCGACCGUGCGGGAAACCCCGUCGGGAAUGGUGCCCCUAACCCGACCGGCACCGGCGACCCCGCCGGAGGUGUCCCACCGGUCGCAUCCGAGGACAUACUGGCGCUGGACGAGGAGAUCACCGAGCUUAAGCGGGAGAAUGCGCGCGUUGAGCUGCAGAUGCUGCGGCUCAAGUCGAACAUUAACGCGAUGGAGUCGCAGCUGAACAACAACAACCACGAGCCGAAGCUGCUCGAGAUCGGGACGCGUGGGAUCACAUGA